Molecule: messenger RNA, 1129 nt
Organism: Plectropomus leopardus (leopard coralgrouper)
Lineage: Eukaryota; Metazoa; Chordata; Actinopteri; Perciformes; Serranidae
Source: RefSeq, a predicted model, not a curated record
CCCCCCCCCUCCUCCCCGCUCCCGGUGGUCAGCUGACCGUCGGACGGUCUGGUGACUGUCAAACCCGUGAAGCUCGCACCGUGACCCGGACACACCAGCAGGCCGAGGCCGGUCCCCGUGUGUGCCCCGCUCCCGGAGCUCCUUCCCCGGACUGGUUCCCGAACGCCCCCCGCUGUCUGUGAGCCGGAGGCCGGAUCGUCGCCCGGAAACAAGCCGAGCUCGUCCCGGCCGGAGUCGGAUUGUGUCGCAGCGUGUCGGCCGGUCGGUCAGCGGGAGUGCCCCCGGCCGGCGGAGCGCCAUGGCCGCGCUGGAGCUCGCCAUGCAGGGCCUGGCCGUGUUCGGCUUCCUGCUGUUCUUCGUGCUGUGGCUGAUGCACCUCAUGUCCAUCAUCUAUGUGCGUCUCCACCUCCACAAGAAAAGGUCGGAGGUCAAGCAGCAGUUUGUGCAGCUGGCGGGAGUUUCUCUGCUGAAGCCGUUGAAGGGUGUCGACCCGAACCUGAUCUCCAACCUGGAGACAUUUUUUACACUGGAUUAUCCCGAGUACGAGAUCCUGCUGUGCGUUCAGGAUCAAGAUGAUCCAGCUGUUGACGUCUGUAAAAAAUUGUUGGGCAAAUAUCCCAACGUAGACGCUCGAUUGUUCAUCGGGGGGAAGAAAGUUGGAAUUAACCCCAAGAUCAACAACCUGAUGCCGGGGUACGAAGGAGCCAAAUAUGGCCUGGUCUGGAUCUGUGACAGCGGCAUCAGAGUGAAACCCGACACCCUGACAGAUAUGACCAAUCAGAUGACGGAGAAGGUGGGAUUGGUCCAUGGGUUGCCUUAUGUUGCCGACCGCCAAGGCUUCGCCGCCACACUGGAGCAGGUUUAUUUCGGGACGUCCCACCCUCGCUCCUACAUCUCGGCUAACGUGACGGGCAUAAAGUGUGUGACGGGGAUGUCGUGUCUGAUGAGGAAAGACGUGCUGGAUCAGGCCGGCGGUCUGGUCGCCUUCGCUCAGUACAUCGCCGAGGAUUACUUCAUGGCCAAAGCCAUCGCUGACAGAGGCUGGAAGUUCGCCAUGGCGACGCAGGUGGCGCUGCAGAACUCUGGGUCGUACUCCAUUGGCCAGUUCCAGUCCCGCAUGAUCAGGUGA